Entrophospora sp. SA101 is the source of this 504-nucleotide messenger RNA. The record is from the annotation of a GenBank genome assembly. NCBI's taxonomy places the organism in Eukaryota, Fungi, Glomeromycota, Glomeromycetes, Entrophosporales, Entrophosporaceae.
AUGUAUAAUCUUUUAACACGUUUAAAUGCAUUAUUUGCAUUUUCUACGACUAUUAUAUUUGUUUUAUUAGGUGCAAUAGCUAUCAUAACAACCUUUAUACCAAGUUCACCAGAGGCAAAAAUUGUAAUCAACGAAUUAGGUGUAUAUCCUUUUAAGUAUGGUGAAUUUGCACAUAUAGAGCUGUCAUUAAAGGCUGAUUUGACUUCAUUGUUUAAUUGGAAUGUGAAACAAAUCUUUUUGAUGAUUGUUAGUGAAUAUGAAACUAAAACACAUGAUCUUAACCAAAUAGUUUUGUGGGAUACAAUUGUUGAUUCACAAGAUAAUGCAAUAAUUGAAGUUGAUAUUAAGAAUAUUUAUGACUUUGUUGAUAUUAAUAAUAAAUUCAACGAAGUAAAUUCUUCAUAUUCAUUACAUUGGGAUAUCAUGCCUUGUGUUGGGUUAUUAAAAUUAGAUAAUUUAGGGCCUAGUAGUUACAUGAAUUUUCCUCCCGUGACUAGAGGUUGA